AUGUUCUUCCUCACUGGUCUCGCUCUCCUCUUCACCGCAGGAUUCCAUUUUGGUGCUGCCCAAGUGGAUAAUUGUGCUCGCAAUUACACUGUCCAUCUUGGUGACACCUGCGAUGCGAUAUCGGCUGCACAGAACUCUUCUACCUAUCAGCUCGCCUCGGUGAACACCAACAUUAACGUCGGAUGUACCAACUUGGCUUUGGGCGAAGUCCUCUGCCUAGGCAUUACCGGCCAAGAUUGCACGGACACCUACGUGAUUGUUUCAGGGGAUAACUGCGUUGCUAUUGCCGCUGCCGAGGGCACCACCUACGACAUUCUUUUGGCUAACAACCCCAACGUGGAUGCGACUUGUGCUAAUAUCUAUCCAGGAGAGGUCCUGUGCGUCGCGCCUGAAGAGGUGUACGCGUAA
Molecule: messenger RNA, 408 nt
Organism: Desarmillaria tabescens
Lineage: Eukaryota; Fungi; Basidiomycota; Agaricomycetes; Agaricales; Physalacriaceae
Exons: 4
Coding region: 1-408 (135 amino acids)
Source: RefSeq, a predicted model, not a curated record